AUGGGCGGGGACGCAUCGCAUCCCCUUGCCGGGGCCGGCCGGAGUUCGCCGGAUCUGGUGGACCUGUCCACCACGGAGGUGCGCGCUGGGGAGGGGGACACCUCGAUGGCUGCGCUUGCUCCGCUCGGUGUAGCGCGCUCUCGUCCGCGACGUCACCGCGGCAUCACUCUGGAGGAAGGGCAUCCCCUUAACAAUGGCGUAUGCUCCGAAUCACCUGUUAAUCAGGUUGAGGUAAACCAUGCUAGUGAAAUUGAUGCAAUUUUUGAUUCCAUAAGCUAUGAUAAGGGUGCUUCUGUUAUUCGUAUGCUACAAAGUUACCUUGGUGCAGAGCGUUUUCAGAAAGCUCUGGCUUCAUAUAUAAAGAAGUAUGCCUACUCGAAUGCUAAGACUGAAGACCUAUGGGCUGUUCUUGAGGAGGAAUCUGGGGAGCCUGUUAAGGAUUUGAUGACUACAUGGACUAAGCAACAAGGAUAUCCUGUUAUUUAUGCAAAAAUCAAUGGACAUGAUUUGGAACUUGAACAGCACAAAGUGAAGCCAUUAAGAUUUUUACAUCCGGAUUGUCAGUUGUUUGCUGCCUCUCAAAGUGCAGAUGGGGAGAAGAAUCAAAACAUUUGGGUCAAAUUGAAUAUUGAUCAAACCGGAUUUUAUAGAGUGAAGUAUGAUGAUGAACUUGCAGCUGGACUUGUAAAUGCAAUCAAAGCAAAGAAGCUCUCAUUAAUGGAUAAGAUUGGUAUCGUGGAAGAUUCAUAUGCGCUCUCUGUUGCUUGCAAGCAAACACUGACGUCAUUGUUGCGACUGCUGAAUGCUUAUAAUGAUGAGUCUGAUUACACUGUACUUUCACAUGUAACCUCUGUAUGCUUAAGCAUUUCUAAAAUAACAGUUGAUGCUACUCCUGACAUGAACAAAGAUAUCAAACAACUUUUGAUCAACCUUCUUCUCCCAGCUGCCAUGUAUGCCAAUAGGCUUCAUAUUUUACUUGUUUUCACCAUGUGUAUUUGUGGAUUGACAUAA
This is a messenger RNA of Miscanthus lutarioriparius, 1011 nucleotides long. The record is from the annotation of a GenBank genome assembly. Lineage: Eukaryota; Viridiplantae; Streptophyta; Magnoliopsida; Poales; Poaceae.